This is a messenger RNA of Phalacrocorax carbo (great cormorant), 1066 nucleotides long. NCBI's taxonomy places the organism in Eukaryota, Metazoa, Chordata, Aves, Suliformes, Phalacrocoracidae. The record is from RefSeq and is a predicted model, not a curated record.
CAGGACCGGCCCAGCCAGACCCGCCUGCGCAGGCAGCGGCCUGCAGGCUCUCCCGGGCCUCGCUUGCUCCUCCCGUGCUCCGGAGGAGGCCCGGGGUUGACCUACAGGCGUUGCCGGGCAACGGCAACGGCGACGCGGAGCCGCCAUGGAGGCGGCGUCCCUUCCCGCCGCGCUGGAGCUGGCGGCCGGCGGCGGCGGCGCAUGGCUGAGCCCGGAGAAGCUGGCGGUGCUGGGGGCCUCGCUGCUGCUCCUCCGGCGCGACUACCGCUUCGAGCGGGUCUGGUUCUGGGGCUGCGUCCAGGGCGUGCGCGGCGCCUACUACAUCGCCGAGGGACUGGGGGCUGACCGCGCCGCGCCCCGCAGCCGCCUCUACAGCUUGAAUUGCGUGGAGUGGAGCCUCCUGCCACCAGCGACCGAGGAGAUGGUUGCUCGGGCUGAGCAGCUGAAGGGCCGUUUCCAUGGGGAUCCUUCUUUUGAGUACGAAUGCACUGAGAUAAAUGCAGAAGAUGCCGAAAGAUUGUUUGAAGGUGGUAAGGAGCUCAUGAUCAAGGAGGAGUCCCGCCUUGUAGCUACGAUAGAGCAGAUAGACAGAGCAGUUGGUAUCAUCCCCCGGGGGGCAUUUGUGAAGACUCCUCUUGGGUCUGUGCAUGAAAACAGAAACUUUGAAGGUCUUUCUCUGACGGAGGCAAAAAAGUUAAGUUCCUAUUUCCAUUUUACUGAGCCUGUUAACCUGAAGGAUAAAACCCUGCUGGAAAAGGCUGACCUGGACCCAUCCACUGACUUUCUAGACUCUCUGGAGCACGAUAUCCCACCAGGCUCCUGGACUGUCCAGCUAGAGAAGGGAGACACUGUGGUGGUGCUGCGGAGCCUGCUGUGGCUGGGACUGACGUUCUACCAUGUCCCAAUGACCAAACAAUAUGGCUACGUCUACUUUGGCACUGGUGAGAAGAACUUAGAUCUGCCCUUCAUGCUGUGACUCUCCUAUCUGGGAUGAGGACUUGAGAACAUUUAGAUUUUAUACUUACAUUUUUGUUUACUGCUUGUUCUAAUAAAUGUGUGGAACCUC